AUGGCGACACAUCAACGCAACGCUUCAUCCACAUCUGAGGAUGUUCCCCAUUCUCGACCAGUCGCCAUUGCUGGCGUUCCCGGAGACGUGGUCAACCGCGAUCGACUGUCCACCAUUGGGAUGCAAAACCACAACGGCCUUGGCACACAAAUGCCACACCGCAGCCCUACUGAGCAAAACCAGGUCCCGUAUGGAACAACAGGCUCGCCGCACAACAUGACGAACCCACACCGGAUUGAAAACCGUGCCCUCGACGGGAUCGGGGCGCAAUUCAAAGGCCACCAGCCUCUCCAGGACGGCCAACAGCUGAUGGACCACAUCACAAGGGACGCAGGCCAGCAUCACGGCCAUUCAGUCUCUUUACCUCGCUCGACAAUGUCCCCUGGCGUUGUUCAAGACCCAAGGUAUUCGAACUCGGGCCCGUUGACGCGAUUUCUGCUGGAAACUUCAACACAGCAGCCCCCCUUCCUUGUUGAUCGAUCGAAUGGUCAGCCAUCAUCCCGUGGAGGAUACUGGCAUCCCUCCUACCCUUCGAAAAAGUGA
This is a messenger RNA of Endocarpon pusillum Z07020, 543 nucleotides long. RefSeq lists its product as uncharacterized. The record is from RefSeq and is a predicted model, not a curated record. The transcript is spliced from 2 exons. Lineage: Eukaryota; Fungi; Ascomycota; Eurotiomycetes; Verrucariales; Verrucariaceae. Bases 1 to 543 code for a protein of 180 amino acids.